UUCUUUUUUUUUUUUUCAAAUUCGCCUGUGAAAGAAGGUUCUCCUCCUCUCCGCAGAGUUUCCUUUUUUCUUGGUAGUGGUAUAGAUUUAAAGAUCUUGCCUUUUUUUAUGGGUGAUGCUUGCUUUCGGGCUCAUCUUGUUUCUUGCCUUCCAUAUAGAUUGAGGAUCUGAGAUUCAGUUUUAUUUUUCCUUAGUUUUGUCGAUUUGGUUAAUUCAAGAACGUGAUUCAGCUUUGUUUUGAAAAUUGAACAUUUUGUUUCAGUAUUGGGUUUUAACCGUUGGGAGAUUUGGGUUUUUUUGGAUCUAUCGAGUGUUAUCCUGAUUUGCCUGGCUUCUGGAAUACAAUUCUUUAGUUAAUUUUUGGUUAAUGAUUUUACUUGAAGUGUUCUCUCAUAUUCUUUUAUAUGGUAUGAAUUAUGCUCAAAUUUUGGGGAGGUUGUUGUGUUGGUCCAGGUGGGAAAUCAAUAGAAUGGAAGGAAUCGUUGUGAGAAGAGUCAUACCCUCCGACAAUAGCUGCCUAUUCAAUGCUGUAGGGUAUGUGAUGGAUCACGACAAGCACAAAGCGCCAGAACUAAGACAGGUCAUAGCUGGAACAGUGGCGAGUGAUCCAAAAAAAUAUAAUCAAGCAUUUCUUGGAAAAUCAAAUGAAGAAUAUUGUGCCUGGAUUUUGAAUCCUGAGAGGUGGGGAGGUGCAAUUGAACUUGCAAUUCUAUCAGAAUAUUAUGGACGUGAGAUUGCAGCAUAUGAUAUCCAGACCAGCCGUUGUGAUUUGUAUGGCCAGGAUAGGAAUUAUCAAGAGAGGGUUAUGCUUAUUUAUGAUGGCCUGCAUUAUGAUGCAUUAGCUAUGUCUCCAUUUGAAGGAGCACCGGAAGAGUUUGAUCAAACCAUUUUUACUGUUGAUAACGAUCAUUCCAUUGGGCCUGUGGAAGACCUCGCUCUUAAUCUUGUUAGGGAUGCUCAGAGGAUGAGGAAUUAUACAGACACUGCCAAUUUCACCUUGCGUUGCGGGGUGUGCCAAAUUGGUGUUGUUGGUCAACAGGAGGCUGUUGAACAUGCCCAAGCUACAGGUCACUUUAAUUUUCAGGAGUAUCAGUAAAGUAUGGAACUUUUAUAUAAAAACCAGUCUCUGUAACUGAUUCCUGCCCAUUCAUUUCAUUCCUGUGAUCUCUUAUUUGGGCCAGAGGAAAGAAAGGUUGUAUGGUUGAAUUCAUUAGAUUGAGUUUGUCAUUGUAAUAAUUAGAAGUCAUCUGGUCUUUGUUGGAAGCUUCUUUACGGGACAAAAGAAAACAAAAUAGUGCGGCAAGCAUUCCAUGUUUGAUAACAGGUGACAGGGAGUUGGUUGUAGUUUGGUUUUGGUUAAAAUGAAUCAUUUUGCUCUACUAAUUGUGAAUUAAGUCUAAUGUGUUUGAUUCGAGAAUCAAUAAUGUUUCAGAAAUGCAGUGCAUAAAUAAAAGAGUUGCUGGAUGUUUUGGUUACA
Messenger RNA from Phoenix dactylifera (date palm), 1477 nucleotides. RefSeq names its product OTU-like cysteine protease family protein. Gene Ontology annotation, molecular function: cysteine-type deubiquitinase activity. The record is from RefSeq and is a predicted model, not a curated record. Lineage: Eukaryota; Viridiplantae; Streptophyta; Magnoliopsida; Arecales; Arecaceae. Gene Ontology annotation, biological process: ERAD pathway; protein deubiquitination; endoplasmic reticulum unfolded protein response. Gene Ontology annotation, cellular component: nucleus; cytosol.